This is a messenger RNA of Leishmania braziliensis MHOM/BR/75/M2904, 633 nucleotides long. RefSeq lists its product as hypothetical. Bases 1 to 633 code for a protein of 210 amino acids. The transcript has a single exon. The record is from RefSeq and is a predicted model, not a curated record. Lineage: Eukaryota; Euglenozoa; Kinetoplastea; Trypanosomatida; Trypanosomatidae.
AUGUCCUUCAAGGACUGCUUUCAUGAGGUACGCAAGGCCGCCACGGAGCAUCUUGAGGGAUACCAUCGUAGUGACGCAGACAAGGGGCUGCAGCACAUACCACGCGAGGAGGCUCUGGCAUCGAUCUCCCUUGUAGCGAUUCGCCUCCUGGAGCAGGAGUUGCAGAAGCGCGGCGCCGACGAUGACGCCGCUCAGCACGAGCUGCACGCGCACCUGAAGAAAUGCCGUAAGGCCCUCAAGUCUCUCAGCGCACACUCCGUCGCCACUGCCGGAGAGGAAGGUGCCUCAGACAGGAAGCGUCACCGGUCAGAGGGGAUCGCUGAAGUGCCAACGUCCUCCUCCUUGACCCGCGGCACCGCUGCAGCAGACCAGCCGGGGACCACCAAGUCGAUUGACCUGGGGCAAUACGCCUCCUCCGGCGCCUUCGACCAGAACGAGCAGAAGCGAAUGAAGUUCGCGCGCCUCAUGGGCGGGGUAAAGGGAACUACCCAAGGGACCGGCGGCGCUGGCGCGCACUCGCGCCAUAAUACUUUUGCCGUGAGCAGCGCAGAGAUGAAGCGUAUGAACGCGAGCCUUGAGUCGCAGUUUGAGUCUGCUAUGCAUCACAAGGGAAAGAAGGGGCUCGGUGCUUAA